Molecule: messenger RNA, 648 nt
Organism: Plasmodium knowlesi strain H
Lineage: Eukaryota; Apicomplexa; Aconoidasida; Haemosporida; Plasmodiidae
Product: vacuolar protein sorting-associated protein 2, putative
Exons: 1
Coding region: 1-648 (215 amino acids)
Biological process (GO): late endosome to vacuole transport; protein transport; endosome transport via multivesicular body sorting pathway
Cellular component (GO): ESCRT III complex; multivesicular body
Source: RefSeq, a predicted model, not a curated record
AUGGGCGGGUAUCUCUCCAAAAACCUGGAGGAGUGUCUGCGCAAUGAGAAGAGGAACCUGAAUAAGUCGAUCAGGGAGUUGGAGAGGGAGAUAUUUAAGCUAACAAAAGAACAGAACAGGAUAGAAAAAGACAUUAAAAUAAAUUCCAGAAAAAAUGAGAACAUCUCUAUUGUGAGAACACUUGCAAAGGAUUACAUCAGCAUUAAGAAAACAAUUACGAAAUACAACAAACUGAAAUCACAUUUAUUUUCAAUGAAGAUAAAGCUACAGAGUGUUAAGUCAUCGGAACAACUUGGGCGGAGUAUCACCGAGAUUAACGGAAUUAUUAAAAGAGUGAAUGGGUACUUAAAGGUAACCUCCUUGAAUAAAUCUAUUAAUGAAUAUCAGAAGGAAAACAACGAGGUGUCCUUGAAGGAAGAAAUGCUAGAUGAUUUGUUUGAAACAUUUGAUUAUGAUUCAGAAAUGGUUGCGGAGGAAGAUGAACUUGUUACAAAAGUUCUGGAAGGCAUGGGGAUCCAGAUGAAUGCCAAGUUAGAUGACAUUCCUUCUCCCGGCGAACUUCCCAAGGUACACGUUAACCACAUCAACCAUGUUGAUGUCUCCGACCUGGAGGCACGCCUCAAUAACCUACGCCUGGGAAAGCCAUAA